Colias croceus (clouded yellow) is the source of this 2601-nucleotide messenger RNA. RefSeq lists its product as uncharacterized. NCBI's taxonomy places the organism in Eukaryota, Metazoa, Arthropoda, Insecta, Lepidoptera, Pieridae. Bases 128 to 1165 code for a protein of 345 amino acids. The record is from RefSeq and is a predicted model, not a curated record. The transcript is spliced from 6 exons.
CAGCGCACGCCUGCGUAGUGCAGUUAGAGCAAUGUCUCGGGUACUGUAUUUACACCUUAUUUGCGUAAUAUUCGAUAGAAUAUGUGUUUAAAUAUUCAUUAGUGUAUCUGUUUAGUGUUUGUUAUUCAUGAUGCAAGCGUCCCCCAAGCCAAUGAAGGGUCUGGACCCGUACCGCAUGCGGCAGCGGCCGCUCACGGUGGAGGAGAUCGCGGAGAUCGCAGCGCACCUGCACAUCGCGCACCUCACGGAGCUGCAGCGCCUGCGCGACCUGCAGCGCCGCUUCCAGUGGCCGCAGGACAGCGUGCCCUACGUGCCCAAGCCCAGGAAACAGGGCGUCAGAAUGAACAGUCGCCUGGAUCACCUGCCGCUGCCCACGCUGGUCACGUGGCGCCCCGUCGUCGUGCCCAGGAACCUGCAGGAGCUGUUUGAGAAUGUGCCAAGGACGCCCGCGCAGGCGGCGGCGGAGAGCGCGGGCGCGUGGCGCGCGGCGCGCGGCUGGGCGGCCGGCGCGCUGCUGCUGCUCGCCGCGCUCUUCCUCGUGCGGGCCACCGACCGCUUCUUCACUAAGAACUACCUUAGAUGGCGAAGAAGUCGUUCAGAAGAAUGGCCAACACCGAAUGUCUUAGCUACAAGUCAUCGCUCAACAUUCGUCGACAUGGAGUUACCGCCAUACGAGCAGGAGCCAAUCCCCUCAGAGUCCAGCGGAUCGAGCCAAGAGCUACACAGUAACGAUCUACCGCCACCCUACUCAGAAUGCUCCACGAGCGCCAACAAACACAAAUACGAAGAGCCUCCACCUCCAUACUCAGCCUGUUACGUCGAAUUCAGUAAUCCAAAAGAUGGCAUCCCCGCUGUACAUUUCUUCAACAGCCAACGACAAAACAUCUUCCAAGAUCUAGAUGCCGGCACUUCCAGGAGCGACGCGAAUACACGCAACGAUCCAAACGUUACAAAUGAUACAAGCGUCGGAAAUGAAGCAAGUGCCACAAAUGACGCUAAUGCUACAAAUGAUGCAAGUGUAAGAAAUGAAACUCUAAAUGAUACUGGACAGGCGAGUUCCAGCAACGAUCAUGAGAGCAGUGCAGCUAAUGAAGCUGGUAGUAGUACGAGUAGCUGUUCUGAAAAUAUUAGGGCUGGCUCUUCUAAUGUAACAGAGGUGUGUUGAUUUAUGAUCGAGUAAUUGUGAUGAGUAUUGAUAUGAAAAUUAAAUUAAUUUCUUGUAUACCAUUAAAAUGCAGGAUCAUAUUGUAAUGAACUGAUUUACAAAUCUUCGCUCAGAUGGUAUUCAAUUGUAAUGCAGAAUUUACAUACGGUGUGACAGAGAUCAAGAGGCAACAAGAGAAAUUAAUCGACACGUUUCGAUGAGUUUCUAGAAGAGGAAUAGCAGAAUAUCUGACUUGACAUUAAACAUUAUUUAUGGGAUAGUAACUAGCGGAAUCAAAAUGAUUGAUCAAGCAAAAAGUAGAUAACAGAAUACAAACUUGAAACUAUACGUCGGUACUAUGAAUGGAAGUUGAAAAUUCUAGAAUUUUCGAUAAAAAAAAAACACCAAACCUGCAGAAAAUUAAUUUACUAUUCUGCCAUGAUAUUCAUUUAAAAUAAGAAGUUUUGCCAUUAUUAAAGUUUUUAGUUAUUUAAGUCGAUAUAAGUUUUUCUUUGUAUUUAACUGAAUGUAAGCAAAGUCUUUUGAAAAAUAGAUACCUACAUAUUAAGUAAAUUCUUUUAUCUGUCUACUUUGGAUCUCAAAUUCGCUAAGAAUUGUAUCGAAAAUGUGAUAAUCGAGUGAUAAUGAAAUAAUUGGUUGGAGCGGUUACAAUACAGUUAAUAAUAAUAAUUAAUGUAAGUAGUAUUUUUGCUAAUACGAGUAGUGGAAUCAAAUCGAGCGAGUGUGAAUAUUGUUUCGAAUAAUUCAAAGUCUUUGAGUCUACGAAUAAAAGUAGACUUUAUUUAAAAGCCCUUUUGAAUACUAUUAUUGCUUUGUUAUACGUUCAAAUUAUUAUUUAUAUCUCGCUUAACCUUAUUUGGUAAUACUGUAAUCUUGUAAAACUAUGACUUCGGCAACGUUUUCGUUAUAUUAUUUUAUUUUAUUAAUUAUUUUUUUAUAAAAAAUAUGUUUCUCUACUAUGUCCAUACUCGCAGUAUUUGAUAUACAUUUUUGUAGUUUUUAGAACUAUAGAUAGUCUAGACAUUAUUGCACAAAUUUUUUAGUUUAUUUAAAAUUGUUUAUGUAUUUACGUUGAAAGAAGAUAUUUGUGCAUAAAAGAACAGCGAGCAGUGAUUAUUAUUGAAUAGUUAUCGAUUUGAUAUUUAAUUUAAUUUUAAUUUUUUGUUUCAAUGUAAAAAAACAUUUCUAAACUUGUAAUAAUUACAACUCGCUGACAAAUUAAUGACGUUAAAAUUGUAUUUGGUUCAAAAAAUUACGUUUAAAAUGCACGUAUUUACUUAAAGUAAGUUAUUGAGCUUGAUAAACUAAGUAUAUGACUUAAGUAAGUCGUCAAGUUAUCUUAAAUUAAAUAUUUGUGAUUAAGAAUCAUUUCUAGACUUAUCGUGUAUCUUAUACUCCAAAACCAAAGAUAAAUCUAAUAAAUUUAUUUCAAAAUA